This is a messenger RNA of Cylas formicarius (sweet potato weevil), 12786 nucleotides long. Its product is annotated as mucin-12-like. The record is from RefSeq and is a predicted model, not a curated record. Gene Ontology annotation, molecular function: chitin binding. Lineage: Eukaryota; Metazoa; Arthropoda; Insecta; Coleoptera; Brentidae. The transcript is spliced from 2 exons. The coding region runs from base 36 to 12632 and encodes 4198 amino acids. Gene Ontology annotation, cellular component: extracellular region.
UCAGUAUCAAGUGAGAUGUGCCAUCCGAAGGCGACAUGCGUUUGAUGCUUUUGAGUGCUUGUAUACUGGUACUCCUCGUGCCCGUGACUAAGGCAUGUGGACAGUGUGAAAGGAGCACAUACAGAAUCAUCGACUGCUACGGAAAGUACUUUCACUGUAUCAACGAAACGUUCUUUUACCAAUGCGCAAAUUAUGGUCCGGUAACUUUGGCGAUAACUAACCAGCAACAACAGGAAUGCCCUCCCGGUUUGGUGUGCAGCGACGGCAACGAUUUCGAAUGCGUCGAACCGGACGAGGUCAUCCCGACCACGGAAUGUCCGACAACCGCACCUCAGGGCGGAAUUUCAUCCCGCUCGACGGAUAUACCGAUAGAAACGACCCAACCUUCGGGCGCGGCGACAAGAAACAACUCGGCAUCUGCUCAAACUACCCCCGAAACUACGACGCGAAACAUAGAUACGACAACCAGUGUGGUCGUCAUUACGACUGGAAGCAGUUUUGGCACGGAAACCACAAUCGAAAUAACUACACCCGGUACGACUCCAGGACCCGUUUCCGGUGAAACGACCAUCGGAGUUCAAUCUACGACCGGCGCUGCUCCGAUAACAACCACCGAAGAAGCAAGACCAACAACCCCCGAAGAGUCGCUUCCAAAUGAAACCACUUCACCUGCGGAACCGACAACCACUGAAGGAUCGUCCUCCAGCGAAAUUACUAUUGGUGAAACCACCCACACCGUGGAAAAGAUAUCUACACAAGAAUCUUCAAAGCAAACUACUUCUGGUGGUGAAACAACGACAAAUGCGACACCAGCAAAAACAACUCACGACGAAGAACCAACAACAAUCGAAGCCAGUUCAGAACUCAUCACUACCGAAGGGUCCGCUUCAAGUGAUACAACUCCUACUAGUGAAAUCACGACAACCGCCGCACCCACAAAAACAACCCAGAGCGAACAACCAACAACAACCGAAGCGGGCUCAGAGGCUACAACUAUCGAAGGGUCCGCUUCAAGUGAUACCACUCCAACUCAAAGCGAAGAAUCAACAACAAUCGAAGCUAACUCAGAAGCUACAACUACCGAAGAAUCCGCUUCAAGUGAUACCACUCCAGCUAGGGAAGUCACGUCAACUGCGGCACCAACACAAACAACACAAGGCGAAGAAUCAACAACAACCGAAACGGGCUCAGAGGCUACAACUACCGAAGGGUCCGCUUCAAGUGGUACCACUCCAGCUGGUGAAGUCACGUCAACGACGGUACCAACACAAUCAACCCGGGGCGAAGAAUCAACAACAACUGAAGCCAGUUCAGAAGCGACAACCACUGAUUGGUCUGCUUCAAGUGAUACCACUACGGCUAGUGCAGUCACGACAACCGCAGUACCAACAAAAACAACUCAGGGUGAAGAAUCAACAACAACCGAAGCCAACUCCGAAGCUACAGCUACUGAAGGAUCAGCUUCAAGUGAUACCACUGCUGCUAGUGAAGUCACGUCAACUGCGACACAAACAACCCAAGGCGAAAAAUCAACAACAACUGAAGUCAACUCAGAAGCUACAACUACCGAAAGCCCCACUUCAAGUGGUACCACUCCAGCCAGUGAAGUUACGUCAACUGCGGAACCAACACAAACAACCCAAGGCGAAGAAUCAACAACAACCGAAACGGGCUCAGAGGCUACAACUAGCGAAGGGGCCGCUUCAAGUGAUACAACUCCAGCUGGAGAAGUCACGUCAACUGCGGCACCAACACAAACAACCCAAGGCGAAGAAUCAACAACUGAAGUCAACUCAGAAGCUACAACUAUCGAAGGGUCAACUUCAAAUGGUACCACUCUAGCCAGUGAAGUCACGUCAACUGCGGCACCAACACAAACAACCCAAGGCGAAGAAACAACAACAACCGAAACGGGCUCAGAGGCUACAACUAGAGAAGGGGCCGCUUCAAGUGGUACCACUCCAGCUGGUGAAGUCACGUCAACGACGGUACCAACACAGACAACCCAGGGCCAAGAAUCAACAACAACUGAAGCCAGUUCAGAAGCGACAACCACUGAUUGGUCCGCUUCAAGUGAUACCACUACGGCUAGUGCAGUCACGACAACCGCAGUACCAACAAAAACAACCCAGGGUGAAGAAUCAACGACAACCGAAGCCAACUCACAAGCUACAACUACCGAAGGAUCAGCUUCUAGUAAUACCACUCCUGUUAGUGAAGUCACGUCAACUGCGACACCAACACAAACAACCCAAGGCGAAGAAUCAACAACAACUGAAGUCAACUCAGAAGCUACAACUACCGAAGGGCCCACUUCAAGUGGUACCACUCCAGUCAGUGAAGUCACGUCAACGGCGGCACCAACACAAACAACCCAAGGCGAAGAAUCAACAACAACCGAAACGGGCUCAGAGGCUACAACUAGCGAAGGGGCCACUUCAAGUGAUACCACUCCAGCUGGUGAAGUCACGUCAACGACGGUACCAACACAGACAACCCAGGGCGAAGAAUCAACAACAACUGAAGCCAGUUCAGAAGCGACAACCACUGAUUGGUCCGCUUCAAGUGAUACCACUACGGCUAGUGCAGUCACGACAACCGCAGUACCAACAAAAACAACCCAGGGUGAAGAAUCAACGACAACCGAAGCCAACUCACAAGCUACAACUACCGAAGGAUCAGCUUCAAGUAAUACCACUCCUGUUAGUGAAGUCACGUCAACUGCGACACCAACACAAACAACCCAAGGCGAAGAAUCAACAACAACUGAAGUCAACUCAGAAGCUACAACUACCGAAGGGCCCACUUCAAGUGGUACCACUCCAGUCAGUGAAGUCACGUCAACGGCGGCACCAACACAAACAACCCAAGGCGAAGAAUCAACAACAACCGAAACGGGCUCAGAGGCUACAACUAGCGAAGGGGCCGCUUCAAGUGUUACCACUCCAGCUGGUGAAGUCACGUCAACGACGGUACCAACACAGACAACCCAGGGCGAAGAAUCAACAACAACUGAAGCCAGUUCAGAAGCGACAACCACUGAUUGGUCCGCUUCAAGUGAUACCACUACGGCUAGUGCAGUCACGACAACCGCAGUACCAACAAAAACAACCCAGGGUGAAGAAUCAACGACAACCGAAGCCAACUCACAAGCUACAACUACCGAAGGAUCAGCUUCAAGUAAUACCACUCCUGUUAGUGAAGUCACGUCAACUGCGACACCAACACAAACAACCCAAGGCGAAGAAUCAACAACAACUGAAGUCAACUCAGAAGCUACAACUACUGAAGGGCCCACUUCAAGUGGUACCACUCCAGUCAGUGAAGUCACGUCAACGGCGGCACCAACACAAACAACCCAAGGCGAAGAAUCAACAACAACCGAAGCGAGCUCAGAGGCUACAACUACCGAAGGGUCCGAUUCAAGUGUUACCACUCCAGCUGGUGGAGUCACGUCAACUGCGGCACCAACACAAACAACCCAAGGCGAAGAAUCAACAACAAGCGAAGCGGGCUCAGAGGCCUCAACUACCGAAGGGGCCGCUUCAAGUGAUACUACUCCAGCUAGUGAAGUCACGUCAACCACGGUACCAACACAAACAACCCAGGGCGAAGAAUCAACAACAACUGAAGCCAGUUCAGAAGCGACAACCACUGAUUGGUCCGCUUCAAGUGAUACCACUACGGCUAGUGCAGUCACGACAACCGCAGUACCAACAAAAACAACCCAGGGUGGAGAAUCAACAACAACCGAAGCCAACUCAGAAGCUACAACUACCGAAGGAUCAGCUUCAAGUGAUACCACCCCUGUUAGUGAAGUCACGUCAACUGCGACACCAACACAAACAACCCAAGGCGAAGAAUCAACAACAACUGAAGUCAACUCAGAAGCUACAACUACCGAAGGGCCCACUUCAAGUGGUACCACUCCAGCCAGUGAAGUCACGUCAACUGCGGCACCAACACAAACAACCCAAGGCGAAGAAUCAACAACAACCGAAGCGGGCUCAGGGGCCUCAACUACCGAAGGGGCUGCUUCAAGUGAUACCACUCCAGCUGGUGAAGUCACGUCAACCACGGUACCAACACAAACAACCCAGGGCGAAGGAUCAACAACAACUGAAGCCAGUUCAGAAGCGACAACUACUGAUGGGUCCGCUUCAAGUGAUACCACUACGGCUAGUGCAGUCACGACAACCGCAGUACCAACAAAAACAACCCAGGGUGAAGAAUCAACGACAACCGAAGCCAACUCACAAGCUACAACUACCGAAGGAUCAGCUUCAAGUGAUACCACUCCUGCUAGUGAAGUCACGUCAACUGCGACACCAACACAAACCACCCAAGGCGAAGAAUCAACAACAACCGAAGCGGGCUCAGAAGCCUCAACUACCGAAGGGCCCACUUCAAGUGGUACCACUCCAGCCAGUGAAGUCACGUCAACUGCGGCACCAACACAAACAACCCAGGGCGAAGAAUCAACAACAGCUGAAGCCAGUUCAGAAGCGACAACUACUGAUGGGUCCGCUUCAAGUGAUACCACUACGGCUAGUGCAGUCACGACAACCGCAGUACCAACAAAAACAACCCAGGGUGAAGAAUCAACGACAACCGAAGCCAACUCACAAGCUACAACUACUGAAGGAUCAGCUUCAAGUGAUACCACUCCUGCUAGUGAAGUCACGUCAACUGCGACACCAACACAAACAACCCAAGGCGAAGAAUCAACAACAACUGAAGUCAACUCAGAAGCUACAACUACUGAAGUGCCCACUUCAAGUGGUACCACUCCAGUCAGUGAAGUCACGUCAACGGCGGCACCAACACAGACAACCCAGGCCGAAGAAUCAACAAAAACUGAAGCCAGUUCAGAAGCGACAACCACUGAUUGGUCCGCUUCAAGUGAUACCACUACGGCUAGUGCAGUCACGACAACCGCAGUACCAACAAAAACAACCCAGGGUGAAGAAUCAACAACAACCGAAGCCAACUCAGAAGCUACAACUACCGAAGGAUCAGCUUCAAGUGAUACCACUCCAGCUGGUGAAGUCACGUCAACUGCGGCACCAACACAAACCACCCAAGGCGAAGAAUCAACAACAACCGAAACGGGCUCAGAGGCUACAACUAGCGAAUGGGCCGCUUCAAGUGAUACCACUCCAGCUGGUGAAGUCACGUCAACCACGGUACCAACACAAACAACCCAGGGCGAAGAAUCAACAACAACCGAAACGGGCUCAGAGGCUACAACUAGCGAAGGGGCCGCUUCAAGUGAUACCACUCCAGCUGGUGAAGUCACGUCAACCACGGUACCAACACAAACAACCCAGGGCGAAGAAUCAACAACAACUGAAGCCAGUUCAGAAGCGACAACCACUGAUUGGUCUGCUUCAAGUGAUACCACUACGGCUAGUGCAGUCACGACAACCGCAGUACCAACAAAAACAACCCAGGGUGAAGAAUCAACAACAACCGAAGCCAACUCAGAAGCUACAACUACCGAAGGAUCAGCUUCAAGUGACACCACCCCUGUUAGUGAAGUCACGUCAACUGCGACACCAACACAAACAACCCAAGGCGAAGAAUCAACAACAACUGAAGUCAACUCAGAAGCUACAACUACCGAAGGGCCCACUUCAAGUGGUACCACUCUAGCCAGUGAAGUCACGUCAACUGCCGCACCAACACAGACAACCCAGGGCGAAGAAUCAACAACAACUGAAGCCAGUUCAGAAGGGACAACCACUGGUUGGUCCGCUUCAAGUGAUACCACUACGGCUAGUGCAGUCACGACAACCGCAGUACCAACAAAAACAACCCAGGGUGAAGAAUCAACGACAACCGAAGCCAACUCACAAGCUACAACUACUGAAGGAUCAGCUUCAAGUGAUACCACUCCUGCUAGUGAAGUCACGUCAACUGCGACACCAACACAAACAACCCAAGGCGAAGAAUCAACAACAACUGAAGUCAACUCAGAAGCUACAACUACUGAAGGGCCCACUUCAAGUGGUACCACUCCAGUCAGUGAAGUCACGUCAACGGCGGCACCAACACAGACAACCCAGGGCGAAGAAUCAACAAAAACUGAAGCCAGUUCAGAAGCGACAACCACUGAUUGGUCCGCUUCAAGUGAUACCACUCCAGCUGGUGAAGUCACGUCAACGACGGUACCAACACAGACAACCCAGAGCGAAGAAUCAACAACAACUGAAGCCAGUUCAGAAGCGUCAACCCCUGAUUGGUCCGCUUCAAGUGAUACCACUACGGCUAGUGCAGUCACGACAACCGCAGUACCAACAAAAACAACCCAGGGUGAAGAAUCAACAACAACCGAAGCCAACUCAGAAGCUACAACUAUCGAAGGAUCAGCUUCAAGUGAUACCACUCCAGCUGGUGAAGUCACGUCAACUGUGGCACCAACAAAAACCACCCAAGGCGAAGAAUCAACAACAACCGAAACGGGCUCAGAGGCUACAACUAGCGAAGGGGCUGCUUCAAGUGAUACCACUCCAGCUGGUGAAGUCACGUCAACCACGGUACCAACACAAACAACCCAGGGCGAAGAAUCAACAACAACUGAAGCCAGUUCAGAAGCGACAACCACUGAUUGGUCUGCUUCAAGUGAUACCACUACGGCUAGUGCAGUCACGACAACCGCAGUACCAACAAAAACAACCCAGGGUGAAGAAUCAACAACAACCGAAGCCAACUCAGAAGCUACAACUACCGAAGGAUCAGCUUCAAGUGAUACCACCCCUGUUAGUGAAGUCACGUCAACUGCGACCCCAACACAAACAACCCAAGGCGAAGAAUCAACAACAACUGAAGUCAACUCAGAAGCUACAACUACCGAAGGGCCCACUUCAAGUGGUACCACUCCAGCCAGUGAAGUCACGUCAACUGCCGCACCAACACAAACAACCCAAGGCGAAGAAUCAACAACAACCGAAGCGGGCUCAGAGGCCUCAACUACCGAAGGAGCUGCUUCAAGUGAUACCACUCCAGCUGGUGAAGUCACGUCAACGAAGGUACCAACACAAACAACCCAGGGCGAAGAAUCAACAACUGAAGUCAGUUCAGAAGCGACAACUACUGAUGGGUCCGCUUCAAGUGAUACCACUACGGCUAGUGCGGUCACGACAACCGCAGUAUCAACAAAAACAACCCAGGGUGAAGAAUCAACGACAACCGAAGCCAACUCACAAGCUACAACUACCGAAGGAUCAGCUUCAAGUGAUACCACUCCUGCUAGUGAAGUCACGUCAACUGCGACACCAACACAAACAACCCAAGACGAAGAAUCAACAACAACUGAAAUCAACUCAGAAGCUACAACUACUGAAGGGCCCACAUCAAUUGGUACCACUCCAGUCAGUGAAGUCACGUCAACUGCGGCACCAACACAAACAACCCAAGGCGAAGAAUCAACAACAACCGAAGCGAGCUCAGAGGCUACAUCUACCGAAGGGUCCGAUUCAAGUGAUACCACUCCAGCUGGUGGAGCCACGUCAACUGCGGCACCAACACAAACAACCCAAGGCGAAGAAUCAACAACAAGCGAAGCGGGCUCAGAGGCCUCAACUACCGAAGGGGCCGCUUCAAGUGAUACCACUCCAGCUGGUGAAGUCACGUCAACCACGGUACCAACACAAACAACCCAGGGCGAAGAAUCAACAACUGAAGUCAGUUCAGAAGCGACAACCACUGAUUGGUCCGCUUCAAGUGAUACCGCUACGGCUAGUGCAGUCACGACAACCGCAGUACCAACAAAAACAACCCAGGGUGAAGAAUCAACGACAACCGAAGCCAACUCACAAGCUACAACUACCGAAGGAUCAGCUUCAAGUGAUACCACUCCUGCUAGUGAAGUCACGUCAACUGCGACACCAACACAAACAACCCAAGGCGAAGAAUCAACAACAACUGAAAUCAACUCAGAAGCUACAACUACUGAAGGGCCCACUUCAAUUGGUACCACUCCAGUCAGUGAAGUCACGUCAACUGCGGCACCAACACAAUCAACCCAAGGCGAAGAAUCAACAACAACUGAAGUCAACUCAGAAGCUACAACUACCGAAGGGCCCACUUCAAGUGGUACCACUCCAGCCAGUGAAGUCACGUCAACUGCGGCACCACCACAAACAACCCAAGGCGAAGAAUCAACAACAACCGAAGCGGGCUCAGAAGCCUCAACUACCGAAGGGGCCGCUUCAAGUGAUACCACUCCAGCUGGUGAAGUCACGUCAACUGCGGCACCAACACAAACAACCCAAGGCGAAGAAUCAACAACAACCGAAGCGGGCUCAGAGGCCUCAACUACCGAAGGGGCUGCUUCAAGUGAUACCACUCCAGCUGGUGAAGUCACGUCAACGACGGUACCAACACAAACAACCCAGGGCGAAGAAUCAACGACUGAAGUCAGUUCAGAAGCGACAACUACUGAUGGGUCUGCUUCAAGUGAUACCACUACGGCUAAUGCAGUCACGACAACCGCAGUACCAACAAAAACAACCCAGGGUGAAGAAUCAACGACAACCGAAGCCAACUCACAAGCUACAACUACCGAAGGAUCAGCUUCAAGUGAUACCACUCCAGCCAGUGAAGUCACGUCAACUGCGGCACCAACACAAACAACCCAAGGCGAAGAAUCAACAACAACCGAAGCGGGCUCAGAAGCCUCAACUACCGAAGGGGCCGCUUCAAGUGAUACCACUCCAGCUGGUGAAGUCACGUCAACUGCGGCACCAACACAAACAACCCAAGGCGAAGAAUCAACAACAACCGAAGCGGGCUCAGAGGCCUCAACUACCGAAGGGGCUGCUUCAAGUGAUACCACUCCAGCUGGUGAAGUCACGUCAACGACGGUACCAACACAAACAACCCAGGGCGAAGAAUCAACAACUGAAGUCAGUUCAGAAGCGACAACUACUGAUGGGUCUGCUUCAAGUGAUACCACUACGGCUAAUGCAGUCACGACAACCGCAGUACCAACAAAAACAACCCAGGGUGAAGAAUCAACGACAACCGAAGCCAACUCACAAGCUACAACUACCGAAGGAUCAGCUUCAAGUGAUACCACUCCUGCUAGUGAAGUCACGUCAACUGCGACACCAACACAAACAACCCAAGGCGAAGAAUCAACAACAACUGAAAUCAACUCAGAAGCUACAACUACUGAAGGGCCCACUUCAAUUGGUACCACUCCAGUCAGUGAAGUCACGUCAACUGCGGCACCAACACAAUCAACCCAAGGCGAAGAAUCAACAACAACUGAAGUCAACUCAGAAGCUACAACUACCGAAGGGCCCACUUCAAGUGGUACCUCUCCAGCCAGUGAAGUCACGUCAACUGCGGCACCAACACAAACAACCCAAGGCGAAGAAUCAACAACAACCGAAGCGGGCUCAGAAGCCUCAACUACCGAAGGGGCCGCUUCAAGUGAUACCACUCCAGCUGGUGAAGUCACGUCAACUGCGGCACCAACACAAACAACCCAAGGGGAAGAAUCAACAACAACCGAAGCCAACUCAGAAGCUACAACUACCGAAGGAUCAGCUUCAAGUGAUACCACUCCAGCAGGUGAAGUCACGUCAACUGCGGCACCAACACAAACAACCCAAGGCGAAGAAACAACAACAAGCGAAGCGGGCUCAGAGGUCUCAACUACCGAAGGGGCCGCUUCAAGUGACACCACUCCAGCUCUUGAAGUCACGUCAACGACGGUACCAACACAAACAACCCAGGGCGAAGAAUCAACAACAACUGAAGCCAGUUCAGAAGCGACAACCACUGAUUGGUCUGCUUCAAGUGAUACCACUACGGCUAAUGCAGUCACGACAACCGCAGUACCAACAAAAACAACCCAGGGUGAAGAAUCAACGACAACCGAAGCCAACUCACAAGCUACAACUACCGAAGGAUCAGCUUCAAGUGAUACCACUCCUGCUAGUGAAGUCACGUCAACUGCGACACCAACACAAACAACCCAAGGCGAAGAAUCAACAACAACUGAAAUCAACUCAGAAGCUACAACUACUGAAGGGCCCACUUCAAUUGGUACCACUCCAGUCAGUGAAGUCACGUCAACUGCGGCACCAACACAAUCAACCCAAGGCGAAGAAUCAACAACAACUGAAGUCAACUCAGAAGCUACAACUACCGAAGGGCCCACUUCAAGUGGUACCUCUCCAGCCAGUGAAGUCACGUCAACUGCGGCACCAACACAAACAACCCAAGGCGAAGAAUCAACAACAACCGAAGCGGGCUCAGAAGCCUCAACUACCGAAGGGGCCGCUUCAAGUGAUACCACUCCAGCUGGUGAAGUCACGUCAACUGCGGCACCAACACAAACAACCCAAGGGGAAGAAUCAACAACAACCGAAGCCAACUCAGAAGCUACAACUACCGAAGGAUCAGCUUCAAGUGAUACCACUCCAGCAGGUGAAGUCACGUCAACUGCGGCACCAACACAAACAACCCAAGGCGAAGAAACAACAACAAGCGAAGCGGGCUCAGAGGUCUCAACUACCGAAGGGGCCGCUUCAAGUGACACCACUCCAGCUCUUGAAGUCACGUCAACGACGGUACCAACACAAACAACCCAGGGCGAAGAAUCAACAACAACUGAAGCCAGUUCAGAAGCGACAACCACUGAUUGGUCUGCUUCAAGUGAUACCACUACGGCUAGUGCAGUCACGACAACCGCAGUACCAACAAAAACAACCCAGGGUGAAGAAUCAACGACAACCGAAGCCAACUCACAAGCUACAACUACCGAAGGAUCAGCUUCAAGUGAUACCACUCCUGCUAGUGAAGUCACGUCAACUGUGACACCAACACAAACAACCCAAGGCGAAGAAUCAACAACAACUGAAGUCAACUCAGAAGCUACAACUACUGAAGGGCCCACUUCAAGUGGUACCACUCCAGUCAGUGAAGUCACGUCAACGGCGGAACCAACACAAACAACCCAAGGCGAAGAAUCAACAACAACCGAAACGGGCUCAGAGGCUACAACUAGCGAAGGGGCCGCUUCAAGUGAUACCACUCCAGCUGGUGAAGUCACGUCAACGGCGGCACCAACACAAACAACCCAAGGCGAAGAAUCAACAACAUUCGAAGCGGGCACAGAGGCUACAACUACCGAAGAGUCCGCUACAAGUAAUACCAGUCCAGCUGGUGAAGUCACGUCAACUGCGGCACCAACUCAAACAACCCAAGGGGAAGAAUCAACGACAACCGAAGCGGGCUCAGAGGCUACAACUACCGAAGGUUCCGCUUCAAGUGAUAUCACUCCAGCUGGUGAGGUCACGUCAACUGCGGCACCAACACAAACAACCCAAGGCGAAGAAUCAACAACAUUCGAAGCGGGCACAGAGGCUACAACUACCGAAGAGUCCGCUUCAAAUAAUACCGGUCCAGCUGGUGAAGUCACGUCAACUGCGGCACCAACUCAAACAACCCAAGGGGAAGAAUCAACAACAACUGAAGCCAACUCAGAAGCUACAACUACCGAAGGGCCCGCUUCAAGUGAUACCACUCCAGCUGGUGAAGUCACGUCAACUGCGGCACCAACACAAACAACCCAAGGCGAAGAAUCAACAACAUCCGAAGCCAGCUCAGAACCAACAACUACCGCGGAAUCUGCUUCAAGUGACACCACUCCAGCUAGUGAAGUCACCUCAAGUGCAGUACCAACACAAACAACCCAAGGCGAAGGAUCAACAACAACCGAAGCCAGCUCAGAACCCACUACUACCGCAGAACCCACUUCAAAUGACAGCACGUCAUCUAGUGGAGUCACGUCAACUUCGAUACCAACAGAAACAACCCAGGACGAACAACCAACAACCGAAACUAGUUCAGAACCCACAACUACAGAAGGUUCCGUUUCAAGUGACACUCCUCCCGCUAGUGAAAUCACGUCAACUCCGGUACCAACACAAACGACCCAGAGUGAAGAACCAGCCACAACCGAAAUAUCCACAUCCAGCGACACUACGGAGCUUUCUACGGAUAGCACAACUUCGGAAUCGUCGACCGUACUUCCACCUUUCGUCUGCGCCAAGCCCGGAAAGUUUCCGGAUACGCAGGAUUGCGCAAAAUAUCACCUGUGCUUGGAUCUCGUGGACGAAAUAUACGACCUUACCUCCGAGUGCCCUCAGGGCACCCUCUACGACUCCUACAAUGGUCACUGUACCACCUCACCGGUUCAAUGUCCCGGCGAUAUCGAACUGUCCUGUACCAUUAACGGAACUUUCGUCCAUCCAGACCAGUGCAAUCGUUAUUACACUUGCAGUUAUAAUUUCAUUUACGAGCGGUUCGAAUUGAAGCAAUACCUUUGUCCGGUGAACCAAGUGUACGACGAGGACCAGGGAACCUGCGUAGAUUCAGAUUCAUGCAGCAUCGAUUUAUCACUUCCUGGUGCCCAGUUCGUUUGCACCCAGCCUGGUCUCUACCCUGUCGAGUACAACUGCAAGAACUUCUACCAGUGCGAAUACGUAGGAGUGGAAUUGGUCAAGACGAUAAAAUCUUGCGGAUUGUUCGCGCUGUUCGACAGAGAGAAGGAAAAGUGCCGCAAAGAAUGUCUUGUCACCAACUGCCCGUUCAACAACGCUGACGUGGAGUAGAACCAGAGUUAAUACGUUUACUGUCUAUUUGUUGUUAUUAAAUUAUUAGCUGUAUAUACAGUCCGUGUUUAGUUAUUGUUGUGCAUAUUAUAAAUAGUUAGUUUCCCUGAGACUGUGAAGGGCCGGAAAGUAAAUAAACUUUUGAAAAUUGUUA